Messenger RNA from Nicotiana tabacum (common tobacco), 1063 nucleotides. Lineage: Eukaryota; Viridiplantae; Streptophyta; Magnoliopsida; Solanales; Solanaceae. The record is from RefSeq and is a predicted model, not a curated record.
AUGGUUGGAAGUUCAGUCAGUGAUGAUUGGGAAUUUAUUGGAAAUGGAGCUCGGACACUACUUCUGAUUGGGCGUACAGGUGACGGGAGAAGUGCCACGGGCAAUAGCAUUCUUGGAAGAAAGGCAUUCAGAUCAAUGCCUAGCUUUAGUGGUGUUACAAGAACUUGUGAAAUCCAGAGGACUGAAUUAGAAGAUGGACAGAUUCUUGAUGUGAUUGAUACCCCUGGAUUUGACUUAACAGCUAAGUCUGAAUCAGUUGGAAAUGAAAUAAUCAAAGGCAUUGAUUUGGCCGAUGAUGGCAUCCAUGCUGUUCUUUUGGUUUUGUCUGUACGAACUCGCUUUUCAAAAGAAGAACAAGCUGCUAUCCAGUACUUUAGGGAGUUGUUCGGGGACAAAAUUAGUGAUUAUAUGAUUGUCGUCUUCACUGGAGGGGAUGAGCUUGAAGACAAUGAGACGCUGAAUGAUCACUUAGAUAGUUCCUGCCCUGAGCCUUUAAAGGAAGUUCUUAAGCUCUGUGAAAACAGACAUGUGCUAUUCGACAAUGAGACUAAAAAUCCAAUGAAGAAAGCUGACCAAUUGAGGGAACUUCUUUUCCAUGUGAAUAUCGUUGUACAAAAGACUGGUGGAAAACCAUAUACGAAUAACUUGUUCAAGGAAGUAAAGAAGAUGGAACUUCAUAAUGACAAGUUGGAGGCUAACUCUUCGCCGGGAAAUAUAAAGCAAGAGGUAACUGAGUUGAAGGAACAACUGCAGAGGUGGUCUUGCGAGGAGCAACAUAGGCAACUAUCUGAAAUGGUCGAAACUAAGUUGAAGGAGAUCAUGCAUAGUCUUGAAAAGCAUUUGGGGGUGGAAAAAAAUGUGGAGAGCAACAAUCAAUUAUUUAGAGAUAUCUUGGAGAAGAAAGCUCAAAGGGAGAGUAAGGCGCUGAUCAGCCUCAAAGGGGGACGUCGUUCAUACAGCUGCUGCAAAUGUCGAAGUCAUCUCUCAUUUGAUGAUGAUAUUGUUGAAUUUUAACAAAAUAUUUGUCCCACAUCGGUGGGAAAACAAAAGUUGGGGGGAUUUU